Molecule: messenger RNA, 1518 nt
Organism: Dreissena polymorpha
Lineage: Eukaryota; Metazoa; Mollusca; Bivalvia; Myida; Dreissenidae
Product: neurotrypsin-like
Exons: 7
Coding region: 100-1206 (368 amino acids)
Cellular component (GO): membrane
Source: RefSeq, a predicted model, not a curated record
UAUUCAGACCAUUUGAUUACGUCAUUUGGAAAGUCAAAUAUUCUUAUCUCAACCUUUCUAAAUUGGCAUACAGAUCAGAUCGUGAAUUUAUAUCUCAGAAUGCAGGCAGCGAUGGUGAACGUGUUUCUUCUGCCACUUCUCCUGUUCAAAGUCGUGUUUUCUACCCAGCUUGUAGAUGGCCCAACACCGCUACAGGGUCGCGUAGAGGUAGAAUUAUUCGGACAAAUUCAGUCAAUCUGUUCAUUGGGAAUUGACUCUCGUGCUGCCAACGUUAUAUGCGCAUCGCUCGGAUACAGGGGAGCUACACAACUGUAUCGAGACUCCAAUUUCGGUUCAGGGCAAAGACUAAUUUACAAUCAUCAUAUCGCAUGUUUGGGGAACGAAACUUCAUUGGACAUGUGCCAACAUUCCAGUAUACAAACACUCGGGUGUGACUACAGCAAUGUUGUUGGCGUGGAAUGCCAGGGUGACACCAUAAAGAUAGAGCCGCUAUUUAACAGCCGACCUUACGAAGGAACGAUUAAAGGUAUCCACGGAGACAUCGAGUAUGACAUUCGUGGACAUAUAGAUACAGUCACUGCCCAAACGAUGUGUGCUAUGCUUGGAUAUGGUCGUGUGGGAUUCGCUGUCCGAGAGCCCUUUGGUCUCAGCGAUGCAUAUAACAAAGAAAGAAUCAUGUGUCAAGGGUGGGAGACAUCAAUCAGUGAAUGCAGAGGUGCAACGCCGCUUCGGAACUGCUCUCACGUGUAUCAUCGGCACAUGAUCUCUGCUGGCCCCAUGGGUCCAUCCCUAUGUGAGAGACCAGAUUUAGAUAAGCAAGCGCUAUUUUGCUCAGACUACACACUCCAAGGCUUGAGAAUUGGUCCAGAUGGUAUCCUCUUGAUGAAGAUAAACGGUCGACACUGGGCGGUCUGUGUGUAUUACACACUCACCACAGUGACAGCGAAUGCAGCUUGCAAAAUCAUGGGAUAUGAUGGAGGAGAGUUCUUACCACCUGGUAAAUCUGGUCCCAACGAUGUUGAAAUAAUAGGAUCGCUCAUAUGCGACGACUACGCAGAAAGUCUGCACGAUUGCCACAUGAGAUCCCCGUUCAAUGAAAACCUCCGACCGUACAACAACGUAUCCGCGAUAUGCGAGGGGUGGUAUGUAAGAAUCAAGUGCCACAACGGCACGGAUAUGGUUCGGGGCCCUCAGUUACUUGGAUAACUUACCUGAAAGAAAACGGACAUAAACAAAAAUAUACAAUAUUAAAAUCCAGUCUCAAACAUUUUUGUCUGAACAAAAAAAUGGUAAAUGGUCCCAUAUGAAUGUGUUUGUUCUAUUCGGUUGCUUUAAAGUUGCAUAAUGUUAGUAUUGUUGCUAGAUUGAAAGAAAAAAAAACAGCCAAAAGGUCAUUCAAUUAAUGUUAAAAGAAAUGAAAGGUUUAUACUUCAGCAAUGUUUGUCCCAUGUUGGCAACUUUUUAUCCUACAGUCGUCGAGACAUAAUAUUCUUGACAAAUAAAUAUCAUUGUAACACU